This is a messenger RNA of Carlito syrichta (Philippine tarsier), 3054 nucleotides long. RefSeq names its product cadherin 7 (gene CDH7). Gene Ontology annotation, molecular function: cadherin binding; calcium ion binding. The transcript is spliced from 12 exons. Bases 333 to 2690 code for a protein of 785 amino acids. Lineage: Eukaryota; Metazoa; Chordata; Mammalia; Primates; Tarsiidae. The record is from RefSeq and is a predicted model, not a curated record. Gene Ontology annotation, biological process: multicellular organism development; adherens junction organization; homophilic cell-cell adhesion. Gene Ontology annotation, cellular component: adherens junction; catenin complex; plasma membrane.
UCUCCCCGCGCGCCGAGCCGCGCGCACGGGGUCCCCCAGCGCCCGCUGGCGCCCGGCCGCGGUGCGCACGUCCUUUCGGAUGCGAACACCCGGGUCCCUGGCGUCUGACGCCGCCGGGAGGCCGGCGAGGCCCCAGGUACCUAUUACACCAUUCUUUGGCAAAGGCUGUUCAGUGGUGGUGACCUCUUCCAAUUCAACACUCUACAAAUUAUUAUCUCUGGAUUCCCAGCUGACACCCUGCCGGAGGCAAGAGCUACUAAGCCAACUGGAACUGUGCCUCUUCUCUUGUCAAGGUUUUUUUCUUACACAGGAAAAAGAAAGAAAAAAAAAAGAUGAAGUUGGGCAAAGUGGAGUUCUGCCAUUUUCUGCAGCUAAUAGCGCUUCUCCUGUGUUUUUCUGGGAUGAGUCAAGCAGAACUUUCAAGGUCCAGAUCAAAGCCCUAUUUCCAAUCAGGGAGGUCCCGGACCAAGCGCAGCUGGGUGUGGAAUCAGUUCUUUGUGCUGGAGGAGUACAUGGGUUCAGAUCCCCUCUAUGUAGGAAAGCUUCACUCUGAUGUUGAUAAAGGAGAUGGUUCCAUCAAAUACAUCUUGUCAGGUGAAGGGGCAAGUUCCAUUUUCAUUAUUGAUGAGAACACUGGGGAUAUUCAUGCUACCAAGAGACUGGAUCGUGAGGAGCAGGCCUACUAUACGCUCCGAGCUCAAGCGCUGGACAGAGUCACCAACAAACCCGUGGAGCCCGAGUCGGAGUUCGUCAUCAAAAUUCAGGAUAUCAAUGACAAUGAACCCAAAUUUUUGGAUGGCCCAUACACGGCAGGAGUUCCCGAAAUGUCUCCUGUGGGGACCUCAGUAGUACAAGUAACAGCAACAGAUGCUGACGAUCCUACAUAUGGCAACAGCGCCAGAGUGGUCUACAGUAUUCUGCAAGGACAGCCAUACUUCUCAGUGGAACCAAAGACAGGAGUCAUCAAGACUGCCCUUCCAAACAUGGAUAGAGAGGCUAAAGACCAGUAUUUGCUUGUUAUUCAGGCAAAGGAUAUGGUUGGUCAAAAUGGAGGACUGUCAGGAACUACAUCAGUCACUGUGACCCUAACUGAUGUCAACGAUAACCCACCUCGCUUUCCUCGAAGGUCUUACCAAUAUAACGUCCCAGAAUCAUUGCCUGUAGCCUCUGUUGUAGCCAGAAUUAAAGCUGCUGAUGCAGAUAUCGGAGCUAAUGCUGAAAUGGAAUACAAAAUCGUGGAUGGUGAUGGAUUAGGGAUUUUCAAGAUUUCUGUUGACAAAGAUACACAGGAAGGAAUCAUUACUAUACAAAAGGAACUGGAUUUUGAAGCCAAAACAAGUUACACACUACGGAUAGAAGCUGCAAAUAAAGAUGCCGACCCUCGUUUUGUAAGCUUGGGGCCAUUCAGCGACACGACCACCGUGAAGAUAAUUGUGGAAGAUGUCGAUGAGCCGCCUGUGUUUUCUUCACCAUUGUACCCCAUGGAGGUAUCAGAAGCUACGCAAGUUGGAAAUAUCAUUGGCACUGUGGCAGCUCAUGACCCAGAUUCUUCCAAUAGCCCUGUGAGGUAUUCAAUUGACAGAAACACAGACUUGGAGAGAUACUUCAAUAUCGAUGCCAACAGUGGAGUUAUUACAACUGCCAAGUCCUUGGAUCGAGAGACAAAUGCUGUUCAUAAUAUCACAGUCCUUGCAAUGGAGAGUCAGAAUCCAUCUCAAGUAGGAAGAGGCUAUGUGGCCAUCACUAUACUUGACAUUAAUGACAACGCCCCUGAAUUUGCCAUGGACUAUGAGACCACGGUUUGUGAAAAUGCCCAGUCAGGGCAGGUGAUUCAGAAAAUUAGUGCUGUUGAUAAAGACGAGCCAUCCAAUGGACACCAGUUUUACUUCAGCUUAACAACAGAUGCAACAAAUAACCACAACUUUUCAUUGAAAGAUAACAAAGACAACACAGCCUCAAUACUAACCAGGAGAAAUGGCUUCCGGAGACAGGAACAGUCGGUUUACUAUCUGCCAAUUUUCAUUGUGGACAGCGGAUCCCCUUCACUUAGUAGCACCAACACCCUCACCAUUCGUGUGUGUGACUGUGAUGCUGAUGGCAUAGCCCAGACCUGCAAUGCAGAGGCCUAUGUCUUACCUGCCGGACUCAGUACAGGAGCCUUGAUAGCAAUUCUCGCCUGUGUCUUAACAUUAUUGGUAUUGAUCCUCCUUAUCGUCACGAUGAGAAGACGGAAAAAAGAGCCCCUCAUUUUUGACGAAGAGAGAGAUAUCAGAGAAAAUAUUGUUAGAUAUGAUGACGAGGGCGGGGGAGAGGAAGACACAGAAGCUUUUGACAUGGCUGCACUGAGAAACCUUAAUGUCAUGCGAGAUACCAAGACCCGGAGGGAUGUGACUCCAGAAAUUCAGUUCUUGAGUCGACCGACUUUUAAAAGCAUCCCAGAUAAUGUCAUUUUUAGGGAAUUUAUCUGGGAAAGACUGAAAGAAGCUGAUGUCGAUCCUGGUGCCCCCCCUUAUGAUUCUUUGCAGACAUAUGCAUUUGAAGGAAAUGGCUCAGUUGCCGAAUCACUCAGCUCUUUAGAUUCCAUCAGCUCAAACUCUGACCAGAAUUAUGACUACCUGAGUGACUGGGGACCUCGUUUUAAACGACUUGCAGACAUGUAUGGGACUGGCCAAGAGAGUUUAUACUCAUAGCCUUGGAACCUUAAUUUGAAAGGUACUUAUGAAAAAAUAACAGCAAAAAAACACUACACACCGAAAGCAAGAACUCCACUUGCUGGAGAUAAAUGGUUGUAAAUAUUUCUUCAUUUUUAAUUGUUUAGGUUUCUGCCUUGGUGAAGCAUAUCUUCGUUAAACAUUGGAAUAAAAUAUCCAAGGGGCUGCACUAACCACAGACUCUGAGCAUUUGAAGUUGUUUUGAUAAAAAGAAAUGCCCAGUGGUUUGUGAAUAGAUAGCAACUCUCAUAUACCUGCAAAGGCACCUAACCUCUAUGACUAAGUAUUGUCCUAUAUAGUCAAUGAGGCAAAGACGUCCUGGGCUUACCUUCAUGGUAUUGUC